AAGUGCAAGGUAUACGUGUGUCAAUGUACAUACAAGUACGCAGUUCGUCGUUCCACGAUACAUUCGAUUGAGAAAGGUGACCACUAAAACAAAAUGCCUGGAAUCGCAAGUGCCACUGGCCUCAUCUCUGCACGUGUUCGACCUAUUUAUAGAAAUAAACCGCAGAUUCGAUACGUUAAUAUGAACAGUGAAAUAUUUCUAAUUUUGCAACGCCUUGAAGACCGCAAAAUUGUGUUUUGGACAUAUGAGGUAGUAGACUAUUCACGAGAGAAAAUCUUAAAGAGACGGUGGCUCCAUCGUUCUCUUUUAACAUGAUGCUACCCUGCUACUAUAUUCUCCCAUGUGGAACUUUCAGGACAUACGAACCCAGCACCCUUUGCCCUUCGACCUUACGCUGGCCUUUUUAAUCCCUAUUCUUAUGGAUGCUCCGUAUUGUGUAAUCAUCCUGUAGACAAUGAAGCCAAAGAGGUGGUGCGUCGUGCGAAGGACACAUGGGCGAGCGAAGGUAAAGCUUUAUUAUUACCAGAAGAGAUGGAAAUGAUUCGUGCUAGAUUAUUAGCUGCCGGCAGAGGAGAUGUUGUCAUCGGAGAUUCAGGAAAUGUAGAUACUAAGGAAACUAACGUCGACGCUAUAACUGUUCCGGAAGAACUAUUCCGGAAAUACACGGAGACCGAUUCUCGACCUCUUACACCGGCACCUACUCUCGUUAGCGUGCAAGCAGCAACGAUAUCGAAUCGUCCUCUUCAAAACGAUCCUCCAGCAAUUAUAUACAAUCCACGAGAACGCACUACAUUAGUUUUGGAUUUGCGAGCCAAAUCACAACCCCAAUUGGACAACGAAACUUUCACUUGGCAUGCACUGACUCUAGAAGUUCUACCUGUUCCUAGAAAGAGUCAGAUCAUCAGCAGUAAACCGUUAUCUAGACGUCGAUCCUUUGCUUCGGUAACACGUCCGGCACCAUUUGCUCUUCCUUCUUCCUUGAAUGUUGAAACCUGUGAAACAAUUGUAGACAACAGUAGUGAUGAACCUACAGUUGUACGAAGGCGAGGAAAAAAAUUACGUAAAAAGAAAUGUAGAAGAAAUUCGAUUUAUGGCCAACAAACGGAAGUUCGGGAUCCAUUUGAACCACCAGAAACACAAAUCUCGCAAGCUGGAAAUGAAUCCAGACGAGCUUCAGUUCAUCCGCUUACUGGUGAUUCUUGUACGGUAACAUCUUCUGAAAAAGCAUUGGUUUCUUUGGCAGAACAAACCAUGCAUUCCAGUUUUAUACCGAUAGAAAUUCUGAAACAUUUGUGCAGAGAAUUAAAUCGCGAUAAAGUCGAGGCAGAAUUUUCGAUGAAGAGAAAAAUUGCAUUCGAAGAGGCUCUAAGAGUGAAAGGUGAGACUCAUUUCGCUUUGCGUGGAACACGUCAAACUUCAGUACCAUCGAUGCAGGACGUUCCACGUAUAUUCUCACGACAAACUGCUCGUUUCGAGAUUCUGGAUAGCCAAAGUUUGCGCGGAAUCACGGUACUGGUUUAUCUGAGCAGACACGUCUUCGUGAAUUCCGGAAGAAAAUUAAUAUACGGUCGAGCUUUCAUCAGGUUCCAUGAGGAAACCUUACAAGACGGUCGAUACAUUUCCCCAAACGAUGUUCAAGAAGCUCUUCAAGAUGCAAUUGGGAGGACACUGACCGAUGAACAACAAACACGUUUCAACAGCUUCUUAGGGAAUAUUUCCGAACCGUUAAACUUUCGAACCUGGUGUGGCGUAUGUGCAGCAGCAGAGAGAUUGUUGUGUCCUCUUCCAUCGAGACAAGUCGAUCCUCCUACGUGGUUAGAAAGGCUGGACUUCGAAAUGCUGGAAAGACGACUUGAUACGAUCAGCGUAGAUUCUCAGUUGGCUCUUCUAUUGAGAGAAAUUCGUGACAGAUAAUACCAUUCGACGUCGUAAAUGGAAAAAUUAAAAUGAAAAUAAAGCUCGUUCGUUACGUU
Messenger RNA from Vespula pensylvanica (western yellowjacket), 1973 nucleotides. RefSeq lists its product as uncharacterized. The coding region runs from base 532 to 1914 and encodes 460 amino acids. The record is from RefSeq and is a predicted model, not a curated record. The transcript is spliced from 9 exons. NCBI's taxonomy places the organism in Eukaryota, Metazoa, Arthropoda, Insecta, Hymenoptera, Vespidae.